Messenger RNA from Lycium barbarum (goji berry), 573 nucleotides. RefSeq names its product CASP-like protein PIMP1. Bases 1 to 510 code for a protein of 169 amino acids. The transcript is spliced from 3 exons. The record is from RefSeq and is a predicted model, not a curated record. Lineage: Eukaryota; Viridiplantae; Streptophyta; Magnoliopsida; Solanales; Solanaceae.
AUGGGUUGUUUAGCAAUUGUUAAUCUUUUGUUAAGAGUUCUUUCAUUUGUUUGCUUAGCAACUUCUGUCACCAUCCUUACAACUUCCUCCUCUGAUAUGACUGUUGCCUCCGUAUUUCACAGUGAUGUUGAAGUCAAGUAUCGGUUUUCUGAUUUCUAUGCUUAUCGUUACAUGCUUGCUUGUUCUGCUGCUGGAUUUGUGUAUUCCCUCCUACAAACUGCAAUUGCAAUAAUCCAAGCGAAGACUGGAGAUUGCAUCUGUGAUAAACUCAGUCAGUUUGAUGUAUAUGCUGACAAGAUAAUGUCGAUGAUUGUGGGUACGGGUGCAGCAGCAGGAUUUGGUUUAACGGUGGAUUUGAAUCGAUUGCCUAGUCGUGCCAUGGUUACCGUUGAUUUUCUCAACAAAGAAAAUGCAGCAGCUAGCUUUUGUCUCGGUGGAUUUGUAUGCACAAUGAUUUCAUCGUUUAUCUCCUUUAAAAUUUUUAAGGAUGAUUACAUGUAUGAUUGCUAGCUACUAUUAUUUGUUUAAUUUCUUUUGUUAAACAUCUUCGUUGGAAGAUUAUCUUUAUUUGCU